GUUGUCCGGGUGGCCGCCUCUGCUCCCACCUGCCACCCCCCUGACCCGCCUGGGCCAGCCCCCCGCCUCUCGAUGCAGCACCCCAAACCCUUGUACGCACCCACAGCAACCCAGGAAGGCUUCAGCCCCCGGGGCCUGGACGGCACUGAGGGGCCGGGUGGCCAGCCUGCUCCCGCCUGCACGGAGCCCCUUCCUACCAUGGGUUCCUCCAACCUGUAUCACCCCCCAAACCCAGAAAAAGAGGUGUUUCCAGUGCCCCCGGCAGGUUUCCAGAUGGCGCCCUGCGGCUGUUUCUUCGACCCCCGCAUCUACCGCAUUGAGUGGGCCUCCGCAGACUUCGGCCAGUCACUGCUGUACAAGCUGGUGGUGGUGGGCGGCGGGGGGCCGGCCGGGGGCCCCGCCUCGCCGGGCACCUACCCGCUGGAGCCCCAGCGCUACCCCAAGGCCGCGGGGCCGCCCCCGCCGUACCCCCCCUACCAGCCGGUGCCCGGGGGCCCCCCCUAUCUCGUGUCCUGCUUCCCGCCCGACGGGCCCGAGGCCCUGGGCUUCGUGGGGGACGGGGUGCCCCCCGCCUUCGUGGAGCUGCCCACGCCCCCGCCCCUGCUCAAGGGCAGCCCGGCCCCCCCUCCGCCCCCCAAAGAGAACAAGCCGCCCCCACUGCUCGUCACGCCCCCCAACGAGGCCACACUGUCCCCCGCCACCUACGGCCACUUCAAGGGCCGCCAGAGCCAGCUGCACGGGCCUGGGGAGCCCCUGGCCUUGGCCCCCAGGGAGCCCGGGCCGGGCCCGCUGAUGCCCCCCGGGGAGCCCAAGGCGGCCGAGGGCACCCCGCUGGGGGCGGGCGAGGCGGGGACACCCCAGGCGGCCAGGGCCGCGGCGCUGCCCGACAAGGUGAUGCUCGAGGACGCCAUGAAGCUCUUCGACUGCCUGCCGGGCGUCCCCGGGCCCGAGGGCACCCCGAGCAAGGUCCCCGGGCUGCCCCUGCCCGACGGGGCGGGCGGCGGGGGCGACUCCUCGGGCGACAUCCGCUCGCUGCGCCUGCCCGAGGAGCUGCUCUCUUUCGACUACAGCGUGCCCGAGAUCCUGGACGCCGUGUCCCACGUGGACUGCUUCUUCAAUUUCCGGGCCCUAGAGGACGAGCCGCCGCCCCCGCCGGCGCCCCCCGCUGCCCCCGCGCCCCCCGGCCGGAGGAAGGCGGCCGCCUCGGCCGCCAAGAAGGGCAGGCAGGGAGGCAAGAGCAGGCAGGCCACCACUGUCACCCCGGGGCCCAGGCCGGACCUGGGAGCCGCCCCCCAUUAA
Ceratotherium simum simum (southern white rhinoceros) is the source of this 1299-nucleotide messenger RNA. It is a transcript of the gene PRR22, whose product is annotated as proline rich 22. The record is from RefSeq and is a predicted model, not a curated record. Lineage: Eukaryota; Metazoa; Chordata; Mammalia; Perissodactyla; Rhinocerotidae.